AUGCCUCGUUUAAGCACGUACUUGAAUCUGCUCGUACCUUGCUCUGCUGUAGAAUCGGAGAACACCAAGAACUAUAGAAGAACUGGGGUAUUUCUGAUCCAAUACAUACGUUUUUCUUUUCACGGAUUCUCUACUCCAGUGGCGCAAGGAAUGAACGCAUUUUACAAGAAGGUUUCAGAGAUGAUACUCACAAACUUACUUGCAUUGCUCCAAUUGGUGAUAGUAUGUGAGGCAUUCCGAACGCAGAGUGUGGCGGUGAAAGGACGAUUGAUGUGCGGCAGUCAACCAGCAGCAAACGUGCGUGUCAAACUGCUCGACGAAGAUCAAGGUGAUCCGGACGACGUAAUGGACCAAAUGGACACGCAGUCCGAUGGCCACUUCAGCCUCAGCGGCUCAGCAUCCGAAUUGACACCGAUCGACCCCGAAGUGCGGAUUUAUCACGACUGCAAUGAUCAUGGAAAGCCAUGCCAACGUGAAUGGAUCAUCAGAAUCCCGAGCAACUACAUCUAUUCGGGUGGAACCAGAAAAGGACGAUGGAUUUAG
Molecule: messenger RNA, 543 nt
Organism: Cooperia oncophora
Lineage: Eukaryota; Metazoa; Nematoda; Chromadorea; Rhabditida; Trichostrongylidae
Source: the annotation of a GenBank genome assembly